This is a messenger RNA of Ostreobium quekettii, 1233 nucleotides long. Lineage: Eukaryota; Viridiplantae; Chlorophyta; Ulvophyceae; Bryopsidales; Ostreobiaceae. The record is from the annotation of a GenBank genome assembly.
AUGGACGCCAUCCCCAGGGAUGUUUGGCUGGCGGUGUUCGAGGCGCUGGAGGCGCAAGACUUGGCUUGCGCCAAGUGCGUCUGCACGACGUGGCGGGACCUAGCCAGCUCAGAGAACAUGUGGUUCCAGGCGGUUGCCGCUGACUUCGGCCAGCUGGGUGCAUUCGUGGGAACGCAGAGGAUUCCCAGCCGCACCUGGUCCCAGCGCGCCAAGAUCAUGUACCAGGACCCCCUGUACAUGAACUUCCGCCAGAUGGCACGCCUGCACGCCCUGGUGCGCUCCACCGAGUCCUGGACCCUGGAGAUACGCAAGCCCGGAUACCAGUGGAACAAUGACGGCGAACUCCUGUUCCGAUCAAUCCCCUCGGGGGUGCACUUCAUGGGCCAAGGCUUGGCCUUCAUCUGCGACAUACCCCUGGAGCAGCUGGAGGCCUACUCACGGGAAUGGGUUUACAUCCUGGGCUGCGACGAGGUGGGGGACGAGUACGUGCUCACUUGCGCCCGGCUGAGCAUGGUGGGCCCCCGCCCCCGCAACGAGGCGUGGUCCAGCAGCUGCGUGCUGCCCCGCGACGGCGAGCUCAGAGUCGUGGGGCACGGGCUGUUCACGGGGUGCGACACGAGCGGGGAGCCCGACGGCUGUGUCACGGUGUUUGCGCACUACGCGCAGACGAUUUUUGGCACCCCCCCGCCGGGCCACGGUGUGUGGCACUAUGACGAGAUGCACAGCCCGCGUGUGUGCGGGGUGCCCAACUGGCUGGGCAUCCCGAAUGCCUGCGUCUACAUGGACGUCUUCGACGUGACAGGUGUGCACCACUGCUCGGUGGUCGUCAACCUGCCUGGAUGGCGCCAAGUGCCGGACCGCCUGACCGACUUCCGCCCCUGGUUCAGCGUUGGCCUGGACGCCCUCAGGUCAGAGGCGCCCAAGGAUCGCAGCAUGAGACUGUACUGCCACGUGUGCAUUUUUGAGCUCAUGAAAUACCGUGGUACGGUGCAAGGGAAGGAUGUGUAUGAUGACGGCCUGUUCAUAGAGCCGCUGAGCUGGGUGGAGUGUGAGCUGCGGUACCGAGGGGACGCGCCGGGGCCCGUGGGGCUGAGGAUCUCGGGGAACGGGGAGUUUGGGAUGUCCUGCUUCGAGUGUGUGGUGAUGGGCAUGGGGGGGGGCAACCCAAUGGUGUCACUGGAGAAGUCCAGGCGAACGGUCAGGCGCGGUUCUGGGACCCUGCACUGGUGGUGA